CUCCAAGGCUUUGACCUGCGGCGAAGCUUGGCUCGCAUUAAUGGCAUAAUCGAAGCCAGUCCGGGCUGGGAGAUAGCGAUCACAAUGGAGCUGGUGGUAUUGUUUCCUCGAAGAAAUAUGGCUCUCUUCUGUCCACAUAAAUUCCCAGAUUCCCUCAACUUCACAACUCAUCCAACAAACCACAGCCGUCUCUUCACUGUCUAAAUGUUUUCACUCCUCUACUACCCUCUAUGGGCCUUUGCUUCCUGCCUCGCUAUCAUCACUCUCAAUGUAUUAUACCAGAAACUCCCUCGAAACGCCAACGAGCCUCCAUUAGUGUUCCACUGGCUUCCGUUCUUCGGUAAUGCUGUUGCUUAUGGACUCGAUCCUUAUGGCUUCUUUGUGAAGUGCCGAGAAAAGCACGGCGAUGUCUUCACCUUUGUCCUCUUCGGUCGAAAGAUCGUUGCCUGUCUUGGUGUUGAUGGCAAUGACUUUGUUCUCAACAGUCGAAUUCAAGACGCCAACGCCGAAGAAAUCUACGGGCCAUUGACAACGCCUGUCUUUGGCAGCGAUGUCGUAUACGAUUGUCCAAACUCAAAGCUCAUGGAGCAAAAAAAGUUUGUCAAGUUUGGUCUUACCCAAAAGGCUCUUGAGUCCCAUGUUCAGUUGAUCGAACGAGAGGUUUUAGAGUACAUCCAAGCAGUACCUUCAUUCUCUGAGAAGUCUGGCACAGUUGAUGUAUCCAAAGCGAUGGCUGAGAUCACCAUCUUUACUGCUGCCCGUUCUCUGCAAGGUGAAGAAGUUCGACGGAAGCUUACCGCUGAGUUUGCAGCUCUGUAUCAUGACCUCGAUCUAGGCUUUACUCCGGUCAACUUCCUGUUCCCCUGGCUACCUCUGCCUCACAACCGACGUCGAGACGCUGCUCAUUCAAAGAUGAGAGAGAUCUAUAUGGGCAUUAUCAAUGAACGAAGAAGAGGCGGAGGAGACUUGGAAAAAAGAACCGAUAUGAUCGCCAACUUGAUGAGUUGUGCCUACAAGAACAGGCAGCCCAUUCCUGACAAGGAGAUCGCACACAUGAUGAUCACUCUUCUCAUGGCCGGACAACACUCUUCAUCAUCUGCUAGUUCAUGGAUCGUACUGCAUCUGGCUUCAUCCCCUGAUAUCACUGAGGAACUCUACCAAGAGCAAGUCAUCAACUUGAGUGCUAGCGGCGCUCUCCCACCCCUGCAGUACUCCGACCUCGACAAGCUCCCGCUUCUCCAGAAUGUUGUCAAAGAAACACUCCGAGUUCAUUCUUCUAUCCACUCUAUUCUGCGAAAGGUCAAGAGACCCAUGCAAGCACCUGGCCCACCUUACACCAUCACCACCGACAAGGUUAUCCUCGCUUCACCAACUGUUACAGCGUUGAGUGAAGAACACUUCCCAGACGCCCAAAGAUGGAAUCCUCAUCGGUGGGAUAAUAAGCCCCAGGAGGAGGCCGUGACGGACGAAGUCAUUGACUACGGCUACGGUGCUGUCUCUAAAGGAACAAAAAGCCCAUAUUUACCCUUUGGUGCGGGCCGGCAUCGAUGUAUCGGAGAGAAGUAUGCUUAUGUCAACUUAGGAGUUAUCGUCGCGACGUUGGUGCGUAACUUCAGACUGUCGACUCUUGAUGGCAAGCCUGGUGUUCCAGCAACCGACUUCACUUCUCUCUUCUCGAGACCAGCCCAACCUGCCUACAUCAAAUGGGAACGCAGGAAGGCUUAGAUAAGUGGCAAUAGGGGAAGAAGAGUAAUAGUUCGGACGAAUAAGGGAGUUCCAUAGACAACUUUUAGUGAGUGCAUCACAUCGAUAUCAUAUCCGAAAUGGACAACAUAAUAAUAGCUACUGUUUCUAUUGUAGAAGCUAAACAAAAAGAGGAGCAUGCGCACGGCUUCGUUUUCAUGUCCUUCAAUGAAUCGUCACCCUUAGGUAUCACCUAGCAACCAUGGUAUAUAAAAAAGAUGCCCUAUUUGCACAAUUCCAUCUCUACUGUUGCGAACCGC
This is a messenger RNA of Fusarium verticillioides 7600, 2003 nucleotides long. Its product is annotated as cytochrome P450, family 51 (sterol 14-demethylase). The transcript is spliced from 2 exons. The coding region runs from base 205 to 1725 and encodes 506 amino acids. Lineage: Eukaryota; Fungi; Ascomycota; Sordariomycetes; Hypocreales; Nectriaceae. Gene Ontology annotation, molecular function: oxidoreductase activity, acting on paired donors, with incorporation or reduction of molecular oxygen; iron ion binding; heme binding. The record is from RefSeq and is a predicted model, not a curated record. Gene Ontology annotation, biological process: ergosterol biosynthetic process.